Molecule: messenger RNA, 378 nt
Organism: Lepus europaeus (European hare)
Lineage: Eukaryota; Metazoa; Chordata; Mammalia; Lagomorpha; Leporidae
Product: cytochrome P450 11B2, mitochondrial-like
Exons: 3
Coding region: 1-378 (125 amino acids)
Biological process (GO): cellular response to peptide hormone stimulus; aldosterone biosynthetic process; cortisol metabolic process
Cellular component (GO): mitochondrial inner membrane; mitochondrion
Molecular function (GO): iron ion binding; corticosterone 18-monooxygenase activity; steroid 11-beta-monooxygenase activity
Source: RefSeq, a predicted model, not a curated record
AUGAUACCUCCACCCAUGAAGAUGCAGGGGACCCUUAAAUUCAGGACGCUGAGCACCAGGGCGGCUCUGUCUCCCAAGGCUGUGCUGCCCUUUGAAGCCAUCCCCCAGUGUCCCAGCUCCGCGUGGAUGAGGAUGCUGCAGAUCUGGAGAGAGAAGGGAUAUGAGAACAUCCACCUGGAGAUGCAUCGCAACUUCCAGGAGCUGGGGCCCAUUUUCAGGUAUAACCUGGCGGGACGACAAGUUGUGUCUGUGAUGCUGCCGGAGGACGUGGAGAGGCUGCAGCAGGUGGAGAGCCAGCACCCCCAGCGGGUGUACCCAGAGCCCUGGGUGGCCUACAGACAGCAUCGUGGACAGAAAUGUGGCAUGUUCUUGCUGUGA